Mugil cephalus (flathead mullet) is the source of this 2020-nucleotide messenger RNA. RefSeq names its product junctional adhesion molecule-like. Lineage: Eukaryota; Metazoa; Chordata; Actinopteri; Mugiliformes; Mugilidae. Gene Ontology annotation, molecular function: MHC class II protein binding; protein tyrosine kinase binding. The coding region runs from base 63 to 851 and encodes 262 amino acids. Gene Ontology annotation, biological process: positive regulation of ERK1 and ERK2 cascade; interleukin-15-mediated signaling pathway; T cell activation. The record is from RefSeq and is a predicted model, not a curated record. Gene Ontology annotation, cellular component: external side of plasma membrane; membrane raft. The transcript has 9 exons.
UGAGAGAGUUCGGAGCGUGAGAAGAAAACGGAAGAACAACGGUUGAGUCCAGAUCAUUUAAAAUGUCUCUGUUCUUGAUACUGAUGCUGCCAUUAGCAGUAACUCAAGUUUCCACCAUCACUGUCAGAGCUGGAGACGACGUCACUCUGCCUUGUGACAAUAUGAAAGAUUUGAAUGAUGAAUGUAACAGAACUACCUGGCUCUUCAGUGGUUCAGGAACGUCGUCACCACUGUUUGAACAUGGGAAGAUUCACAAAGAUGUUGGAUCUAAAUCAGACAGACUGAGUGUUACAACAAACUGUUUACUGGUUAUAAAGAAGGUCACAGAUGAGGAUGAUGGUCGUUACACCUGCAGACAGUUCAAUAUAUCAGGACACCAAGUUACAGACUCUGGUGUUGAUCUGUCUGUUAGUAACAAAGAGGACACAACAACAACAAUGAUAAAAGCUACAAUGACCACAAAGAUAUUGGCAACAUCAUCUAAAACUCCAUCAACAGUCACAGUUACUGCGAUCGUUGUAGCUGUGAUUUUAGCAGCUUUCAUAAUAACUGUCGUAGCAGUCGUCAGAUGGAAGAAAACCAAAGGAAACAGAACACAGACGAAUGAAAACACUGAACUGAACGUAAACCCUGAAGGGACUGGACCUGGUCCAGAAACCAGUCGUCCAGACAAGGCUGAUCCUGCAGAUAAUGUUUACUACACCUCCAUCAGCUUCAACAAGGACACCAAGAGUAAGGCCAGGGGUAAACCUGAUGAAGGUGAUGCAGUGACCUACAGCACUGUCAAAGCUCCGUCCACUUCAGCUGGAGCCUCCACUAAUCCCAACGGCCUCUACUCCUCCAUCCCAUAAGAGAACAUAUAGAAGGUCCAACAGCUUUGUGCUAGUGUACCCCCUUAUUUGGAAAAGCGGAUUUACCUAAGGCCACAUUCACACAUACCAGGACAAUCUUUGUUUCUCAGUUUUUUUUCCACACUGGGACUUGGAUUCAAAAAGGUGCAGUUCCAGUCACAGAAAGACCCGGAUCCAUCAUGGACGGCCAGCAAAGACGUGCAAGACUUAUGCAAUUUCACACAAAAAUCACAUUUGUGUAAACACAGCCUUAGUUUCAGUGAGUUUCAGUUUUUUCCAGUUAUAAUUUAAAGAUGCUAAUGCUGAGAGCUUUACUGAGAAGUAACGUUAGCGAUACAAUACUGUAGCGUUAAAAGUAUGACGAGGAGUGAUCACAUAUAUUCAGUUUAUUGUUUUAUUGUCAUGUAUUGUUGGAAGUGAAAUAGCAGUAACUACGCCAAAGCAAAAACAUCUACAAACUUAUCUGACAGCCCUCCAGAACUUAACUUAAGAAGUAACUUAAGGUUUGACUUCAUCAAAAAAUGCAGCGUAAAAUAAUAUUAUCUGACACUAAAUGUGAACCACAACACCAGGUUCUUGGGUCUGGAUUCCAGUUGUUUCUUCUAAUGCAGCGAUCCAUUUACUUUUCUUUGGCAGAUAUCUGUAAAAAUAUAUCUCUGACUGCUUUUCAUAUCUGUUGGUUCUGUCAAUCAGACAACAGCUCUUCACCAUUUUGUUUUGUUUAGUUUUACUGUUAAGAUGCUAUUAAAGCCUAUGAUUCAAAUUAAUUAUGCUAAUAUCCAUACUCAUCUGUCAAUUUGUUGCCACUCAGUGGCCGUAACCAUGGAGACUCGCUAGUUGUGAUGUCAUGUGCAAACCCUCAAUUAGAGGAAGCAGUGUGGUUCAACUUCUAUUUUAUAUGAAAACAUGAUGUAGUGACUUUUUUCUUGUGUAUGAGUCUGUUCAAUGAACAUUCUGAUGACUGCUGUAAACAUCUUUGUCCAGUAGGGGGAGUAGAAGACAAAGUAUCACACUGUGAGAAGUUAUCAGUCAGCAUUUUUACUGCUUAGUUACUUCUGUCAUUAUUUGACAAGCUUGUUUUCUGCAUUUAUAAAUUAUUUGGAGCAUGUUCUCAAAAAAUUAAAUCGUGUUAAAUGUUAAAUAAAUAAAAGAACAAUCACAGCCCCGAA